This is a messenger RNA of Drosophila sechellia, 827 nucleotides long. RefSeq names its product seminal metalloprotease 1. The transcript is spliced from 2 exons. NCBI's taxonomy places the organism in Eukaryota, Metazoa, Arthropoda, Insecta, Diptera, Drosophilidae. The record is from RefSeq and is a predicted model, not a curated record. Gene Ontology annotation, biological process: proteolysis. Gene Ontology annotation, molecular function: metalloendopeptidase activity; zinc ion binding. The coding region runs from base 16 to 780 and encodes 254 amino acids.
UUAAUUCAGUCAAAAAUGAUUGGUGCUUGGUUUCAGUUAUUCCUGCUGGGCACUCUGUGCUCUGGCAUUUUUCCAGCACCCUUUAAUACCCAUUAUGAGGAAACAGAUCCAGAGCUGACGGCAGGAUACUUCCAGGGUGAUAUGGAUGUGGACUACGCCCGGAAUGGACAGCUGUCCGAGACACGACGCUGGCCAAAAGCCACAGUUCCGUAUAGGAUAUCUGAGGAGUUUGAUGCUCCUCAUGUGGAAUACAUAAAGCUUGGCAUGGAAUUCAUCGAGUAUUCGUCUUGUAUUCGAUUUGUGCCUGCCGAUGAAGAUGAGGAAAACUAUCUUUUUGUGCUUCCGUCCACUUCAGGAUGCAGCUCCAAAGUGGGCUAUCAGCCAGGAGAAAGAACCGUCAAACUAAAGCCUGGCGCAUUGGACACAGGUUGCUUCAAGCUGGGAACCAUCCAACACGAACUGCUUCACACUUUGGGAUUCCACCAUCAGCAGUGCUCUCCGAACCGAGAUGAGUUCGUAAAGAUCGUGGAGGAGAACAUUUCCGAGGGUCACGAGAAGAACUUUGUCAAGUACGAAGAGGACGAGGUGGGGGACUUCGAUCAGCCCUAUGACUACGGAAGCAUUCUACACUACAGCUCCUUGGCAUUUUCCAUAAAUGGUGAAGCGACAAUUGUGGCCCUGAAUCCAGAGGGUCAGGAGCAAAUGGGCCAGCGCUUGAUGAUGAGUGAUACCGAUGUCAAACGACUCAAUACCAUGUACAAGUGUCCGAUUCAAUUGUAAAAAUACCAAUAAACUUCAAGGUCAAAAAGGCCUAUCAAUUUUAUAAA